This is a messenger RNA of Orussus abietinus, 1388 nucleotides long. RefSeq names its product 60S ribosomal protein L28 (gene RpL28). The transcript is spliced from 7 exons. The record is from RefSeq and is a predicted model, not a curated record. Gene Ontology annotation, molecular function: structural constituent of ribosome. Gene Ontology annotation, cellular component: cytosolic large ribosomal subunit; ribosome. The coding region runs from base 53 to 469 and encodes 138 amino acids. Lineage: Eukaryota; Metazoa; Arthropoda; Insecta; Hymenoptera; Orussidae. Gene Ontology annotation, biological process: translation.
UCUUUCCUGCUUCUUUCCGGUUGCUUUUCCAUCAAGUGUAGCACGAGUCAAAAUGUCGUCGCACUUGAACUGGAUGAUAAUACGCAACAAUAAUGCUUUCCUUCUCAAGAAGCGUAAUAUCAAUAAACCAUUCUCUACGGAGCCUAAUAACCUGACCAAUCUGAGUAGCUAUCGGUACUCGGGUUUGAUCCACCGCAAAAGCGUGGGCAUUGUAGAUACUCCUGAUAAGAAGGGGUUCACUGUGGUAUAUAAAAAAGCAAAGUGUGUAAAUAAACCAGCCAAGGCAAUCGUAAGGACCGAGAUGAAAGCUGGUGCUCGCAGAUCUCUUUACAAACUACGAACCUUGCUUGGGAGAAACAAAUACCGCGUGGAUUUGACAAAGGCUGCAUUACGUCGUGCCAGUGCUGUUCUACGUUCACUAAAACCAUUGCCUGCUAAGAAAGCUCGCACUACUAAAAAAACUGAUUAAACUCUGUUUAAAUAAAUAUCUUUAAAUCAAUAGUGUGUAAAAUCUCUGAAUAUCAAAGGUGGAUACAAAAGGCAGUUGUAGACUGGCUAAUAUCUUAUUGCUGAGAUCUUAAGUUCACUAAUUUUCACGAUAAUGGUUAUACACAUUUUUUAUAUUAACUAUAGCUGUACAAGCAUUUGUAUGAAUUAUUUGACGUAUGUACCUUUGUUAUGCAGAUCUACCUUUCUUCGUUACCUCUUAAGGUAACAUUUCAUAAGUAUUCCUUUCCAUAAAUUUUUAAUACAAUGUGAGUAUCCGUGCACAUUGUAUUUCUUGGUUUAUUUAAUGGAAUAUUGUAAUACUAAUUUUUAUUUUUGUUUCAUGUUGGCUUUGAAAACAAGUUUGAUAGUCUCAAUAAAAUGAGUCGCAUAUUUCGAAGGGAUCCAGGUGUCCAUCUCAUCCUGAUCAAAGCAAUAAUCAGAGAUUCUGCAAAUCGUCAAGACUGGCUUGUAUCGAGUGAAACUAAUCAGGGUACCACAUUUGAAAGCUGGAGAAUGGCAACGAAAAACUUCAACCCUUUUCUGCUUUUGUUUCAACAUGGAGCGAAAGCUGACAUUGGAAACGAAACUUAUCUAUGUAAUUUAUUUUUAUUUUAACUCUUAAGAUAUAAAUAUCGUGCCAUUUUAAUGUGAUAUCCGCGAAAUCGCUAUUUUCAUAUUAGUACUUUAUAUUCAUAAGCUGUUACGUGAAUGUAGGAUUCUACGCGUUAUCCGACACGCUUGUACUUGUUUCUCCACGUAUGGAUAAAAAACUUAGGAAUACCGUAGGUUUAAUAAGCAUCGAGAUGAAAUAGUAAGCAACGUAUUACCGCUGGCUUGCGUAAUGUUUCUUGCAAUGGUGAUAUGUCGCAACGAUAAUAAAAGUUAACGUGGAAAUUGUA